CGCCCCCUGGCGCGGGACCGCGAGCGGCGGCGGCGGUGGCAAUGGCGGCGAUGGCGGCCGGGGCGCUGGAUCGCGGAGAACCCGGCGAACCCAAGGCGGGCCGCCGAGCCCUGUACUUCUGCGGGAGCAUACGCGGCGGACGCGAGGACCAGGCUGUGUACGCGCGUAUCGUAUCGCGGCUCAGGCGCUUCGGGACGGUGCUCACUGAGCACGUAGCGGCCGCCGAGCCGGACACGCGCGGGGAAGAGGCUGCUGGGGGUGACAGGCUCAUCCACGAGCAGGACCUGGCCUGGCUGCAGCAGGCAGAUGUGGUUGUGGCAGAAGUGACCCAGCCGUCCUUGGGUGUGGGCUAUGAGCUAGGCCGUGCUGUGGCCCUCAGUAAGCAAAUCCUGUGCCUGUUCCGUCCGCAGUCUGGCCGAGUGCUUUCAGCCAUGAUCCGGGGAGCAGCAGACGGCUCAAAGUUCCAGGUGUGGGACUAUGAAGAGGGAGAGGUGGAGGCCAUGCUGGAUAGAUACUUUGAGGCUGACCCUCGCUAGCUGGCGACUGCCUCCCCCAACCCAGCUGCUUGACUUAACCCCACUUUAUUAGUCUUCUAAUCCCAGACUUCUGCCUCUUAGCCCUGGUACCAAAUUAAAAGGUAUGUUUAGAAUUCUA
This is a messenger RNA of Manis pentadactyla (Chinese pangolin), 654 nucleotides long. RefSeq names its product 2'-deoxynucleoside 5'-phosphate N-hydrolase 1 (gene DNPH1). Gene Ontology annotation, biological process: deoxyribonucleoside monophosphate catabolic process. Gene Ontology annotation, cellular component: nucleus. Lineage: Eukaryota; Metazoa; Chordata; Mammalia; Pholidota; Manidae. The transcript is spliced from 4 exons. The record is from RefSeq and is a predicted model, not a curated record. Gene Ontology annotation, molecular function: 5-hydroxymethyl-dUMP N-hydrolase activity. Bases 42 to 536 code for a protein of 164 amino acids.